GUUGGGCGAGGACUCCGACACAGUCACAGCAACGCCUGCUCAGCACCGCCAUGGCUCGCUCCCUGCUCGCCCUCCUCGCCUGCCUGGCGCUGGCCGCGCCCUGCCUCACCAGUGUCGUCGACAAUGACGUCUCCAACGACAUCUCCAAGGACGUCGUCGAGAAGGUCCCCUCCGAGGCGGCGCCCCUGGUCUUCCUGGUGGACGACGACGCACCCGCCGUCGACAACGCCCUCCUGAAGCAGAAGGAGUCGGCUCUCGGCUGGGGCUACACCACCCCGAGGUACCCCACCCCGAGGUACCCCACCAGCAGGAGGCCCAGCACCAGCAGGAGGCCCUGGCCCACCAUCAGGGGCGGCUGGGACCAGAGCUUCAACAUCGGCGGAGUGUACCCCUAUGACAGGCAACUGUCCCAGACCCCCGUCUACAAGAGGGCCACCGCCUACGUCAACUCGCUGGACUUCAAGUACACCGACCCGGCCCGGCGCGCCAUCCACUGCAUCCAGGUCGUGGACAUGCAGAAGAACGGAAGGAACGCCGCGGUGACCCUGCAGAGCGGCGGCAUCGGCCAGAGCUACUUCAACAUGAGGUUCCAGAGCCAGCGCGGCGAGAACAUCAACUACCUCGUCAUCGUCUGGGGCCAGUGAUCUCGAAAAUAAAGCUCGCAUCCACGCACUCUA
This is a messenger RNA of Thrips palmi, 677 nucleotides long. RefSeq lists its product as uncharacterized. Lineage: Eukaryota; Metazoa; Arthropoda; Insecta; Thysanoptera; Thripidae. The coding region runs from base 51 to 644 and encodes 197 amino acids. The record is from RefSeq and is a predicted model, not a curated record. The transcript has 2 exons.